Molecule: messenger RNA, 1176 nt
Organism: Australozyma saopauloensis
Lineage: Eukaryota; Fungi; Ascomycota; Pichiomycetes; Serinales; Metschnikowiaceae
Exons: 1
Coding region: 1-1176 (391 amino acids)
Source: RefSeq, a predicted model, not a curated record
AUGAAACCAUUCUCAUGCGUAAGACUGCUCUAUUCGGCAGCUAGACUAUUCAGAAACACCACGUCUGGAAAUGGACUCUUUGCAUACACCACCGGAGCCACAGAUCUCCAAAAUAAAAUCGACAAGUUUUUGGCCCAACCGCCAUCAGAUCCCGCCCAAAUGAGGGAAUCUGUGGUAUCUGCAUUACAGGCAAGCAGGGAGGAGCUCCGAAGAAUCCAUGGAUAUGACAAAUUUGGGCUGGAUCCAUCGAGGGCAGUCGUUUCUGGCAGUAUUGAAAAAUUAUUGAAAGACGGCCAAAUCGUCUUUGACAAAGAACUUUUGCGCGAAAUCUUCCUCAUGAAAUUCCCCAGCGGGAACGUUAUCGAUAUCAUUCUGUUGUUCUACUCACGUAAUCCAUCUGCUUACAUUGAUUUUUCCACUGCUUUAAUCCCUCUUAGAGAUAGCCUCUACAACGCAGAAUUGAAAGAUGCGCUUAAAAUAACUGAUAUGACUACAGGCCAUCCAAACUAUGUGGCUCAAAAAAACACGUAUAUGCGCCAUAGUUUGUAUCGUCUUGCAGGAACUGCCAUAGGAAUCACAGCAUUCACCAAAUUUGGGACCCAGUUUGCAGUCGACCAGGGCCUUCUUCUGGAGGUGUGGACGCAGCUCUCGUCUCUCAACUCUAUCAUUUUGACUUAUGUGAUCAAUUCGAGCUUUUUCGUCGCUGUGGUGAAAUUUGGCCGUCUGUUGAGUGCCGCUGGAGGUGACUAUCUCACUUGGCAAAAAGGAACUUUUUACACUCAUUGGUAUCGCUACUGUGACAUGAUGGCCAUGUGUGCCAAGAUUGUCGAGACAGAUGUCAAACUCAAUGGUGGUGUGGAUAACAGUAAGUGGCUCAUGGAGGAGUUGUGUCGCUCAGACGCCAUGUUGGGCACAGGCUACACUCUUGCUCCAGGCCACAACAGAGAGGGCCAGCGGGUGCGUUUGCUUGAAGCUCGUGAAAAUUUGGAGGACUUGAAAAUGCAGGCAUACUGGAUGACGGGCGGUGAUGGAUUCGAGUGGGUGGAACCAGAUCAAGACCCGGCAGAGAUCAUCUGGAGAGACCACUUACAGCAUCUCCAUAGCCCGGCGGUAGGCCUGCUGGACGGGAAGAGUUUGAAGUGGGCUGAGGAUUUGAUUGAGGAAAAGAAGGACUAA